AUGACGACCCUCAACAAACGAAUUCUUCACUUCGGCCUUCCCGGCCACCCAACUGACCCCUCGGUCAGCAACGAAUCCAUCCAAGCAAUCGUCACCUCGGGCGCAGAGAAAGCUCGAAAGGCCGGUUACGACGUCCAAUUGACAUUUCUGGACCCAGAAGACUUCACUUCAUCGCUCAGCAACCUGAAGAGCGAGCUCGGGACGGGCAAGUGGGACGCACUUGUUAUUGGAGGUGGCAUUCGGGUGGCGCCACAGUUUGUGGUACAAUUUGAGCAGACGAUCAAUAUUGCGCGGGAAGUGGCCCCAAAGACGAGGAUCCUGUUCCAGGCGGCCCCGGGGGAUAUUUAUGAGACUGUCCAGAGAGGGUUUGAAGGAGGAAUUUGA
Messenger RNA from Lecanosticta acicola, 384 nucleotides. NCBI's taxonomy places the organism in Eukaryota, Fungi, Ascomycota, Dothideomycetes, Mycosphaerellales, Mycosphaerellaceae. The record is from the annotation of a GenBank genome assembly.